AUGACGCACGACGACGAAGUCGACGCGACGAGCGGCACGCCGGCGCUCGCGGUGGAGCGACUCCUGGCGCUCGAACGCGAGGGCCUGAAGUUCCACCAGAUGCGCGAACGAUGCCGCGACAUCCUCGCCGCGCCGGACGUGCACGUCCCAUCCUUCGCCGCCGAUGCCAUCGCCAUCCUCGCGAACCACCCUGGUCGCAAAACAGCCGCCGUGGAUCCAAUCGCGCACCUCAUCAUGGAGUGCGUCCCGCGCGUCACCGCGCACAUCCGAGAGCGACACGACUUUCCCAUGAUGGACGACGUGAGCGUUCGCGAGCGGUUCGCGGAUGCGAAGGAUCGAUCGCCGGGCGUACGCCUCAUCCUCGACGCGCUCGCCGCCGCCGCCGCCGUCGACGACGAAUCAGCCGAAUCGGCGGGUGGAUCGAUCCAUCGGCGGGUGACGGGUACGACGCGGUUGGACCCCCGGACGCUGCUUCGCGUCGCGGAGACGUACGGCGUGAGCCUCGAGGACCUCAUCGACGCCGGCGGCGGCGACGCGCGGACGUCGCUGGAGGCGUACGCGCGUUCGUUGAUGUAUCGCGAGGGUAAACACGCGCCGGGUGUGAAUCUCGCGCUGUGGUUCUCGCUCGACGCCUUCGCGAGCGUCGAGACGGUGGACGAACUGACGAGGUGUGGGGCGUUCGGGCUCGCGUCGGACGUCGCCGCGUGCGUCGCCGGGUCCGAGCUGAAGCGGCGGUGCGUGGAGGCGUGCUUGGAAUUGGGGGAUUCGGGCGACCACGCGGGGCUGAGAGCGGCGCACGCGGCGGCGGAACGGUUCCAACUCGGGACGGUUUUUCCGACGGUGAAGAGGCGGUACUUCGAGAGCACGAUCAAACGGAUGGUGGCCAAGGGUCAGGCCGAGGCUGCGCUGCGCCACGCCGGGGACGAUAAAGACCUGAUCAGGUGCGUGAUCGCGUCGCUGGUGGCGUCGGGGGACGCUUCGACGGCGGCGGAGUACGUCGCGAGGUUGGGUUCGGAUUUAAGCCCCGGGGAAGAUUUCGACGUCGGCGAUUUGCUCGGGACGGAGACGGAGCUCGCCGCGGCGCAGGCGGCGAGGCGCGACGCGCACGUUCAGCUGCCGGAGGGUAUGGCGGAGAACGGCGGGGUGGUGUGGGUGGACGACGAGGACGGUCUGCGCGCGGCGUGCGACGCGUUGCUCGCCGCCGACGUCGUCGGGCUCGACACGGAGUGGGCCGCCGAUCCGGACGCCGAGCGAAUGAAAGCGGAGAGGAACCGGCGCAGGAAGGGGACGCGCUGGGCGCGGAAACGAUGGCGCGACCAGAAGAAACUCGCGAAGAAGCUCGCCGCGGAGGCUGAGGCGCUCGAGGCGUCGAACGGCGAGAGCGACGCCGACGACGCUUCGUCGCGCGACGCUUCUUCGGGCGAAGGGGAGGGCGAAGGGGAGAGGACCGGCGCCGGGGCUGGCGGCGAGGACGAGGACGCCGCCGAGCGCCGAGCCGCGUCGGUGGUGGCGCUGCUCCAGGUGGCGACGCGCGAUCGAGUGUUCCUCGUGGACCUCCCCGCGCUGCUCCGAGCGUGCCCCGACGCCAUCGCCCCGACGCUCGGCGCCGUUCUCGCCGACAGGAGCGUCCUGAAAACGGGGUUCGGGUUGGCGGAAGAUCUCCGCCGGCUCGCGAGGCUCCACCCGCCCGCGUUCGGCGCGGAGCGUCUCGGCGGACCUUCCGGCGGCGUCGGGCCGGUGAUCGAUCUGCAGCACGUGUGGGCCGCGGGAACGCGCAUCGCUCGAGAGGAAGCUGCCGACGGGGGCCGGGCGAAGAGGGGACGACGGGCACGCGCGGCGGCGGCGGCGGCGGCGGCGGCGGAGGGGGGAGAGGGGGGAGGCGGCGGAGGCGUCGCCGCGUCGCCGCCGAAGAGGCUGGUCGGUCCGUGGAGCCUCAAGGAGCACUACCAGCGGAAACACCUGGUGGGAUUGAGCCACCUCACGGCGGCGGUGCUGGGCAAACCGCUGGACAAGGCGACGCGAAUGAGCGACUGGAGUAAGAGGCCGUUGACGCCGCGGCAGGUGACGUACGCGGCGUUGGACGCGUGGGUGCUGGUGGAACUGAUGCGGACGCUGCGCGAGAACCACGCGGAGGAGUUGGAGCGACUCGCGGGGGGAUUGACGCACGUUCGCGAGUGA
Messenger RNA from Micromonas commoda, 2178 nucleotides. RefSeq lists its product with no specific name. Gene Ontology annotation, biological process: nucleobase-containing compound metabolic process. Lineage: Eukaryota; Viridiplantae; Chlorophyta; Mamiellophyceae; Mamiellales; Mamiellaceae. The coding region runs from base 1 to 2178 and encodes 725 amino acids. Gene Ontology annotation, molecular function: nucleic acid binding; 3'-5' exonuclease activity. The record is from RefSeq and is a predicted model, not a curated record. The transcript has a single exon.